Lottia gigantea (owl limpet) is the source of this 207-nucleotide messenger RNA. RefSeq lists its product as hypothetical. The annotation marks the transcript as partial. Lineage: Eukaryota; Metazoa; Mollusca; Gastropoda; Lottiidae. The record is from RefSeq and is a predicted model, not a curated record. The transcript has a single exon.
UUUGUUAUUGUUUGUUAUCACAACUUACGGUGUUUUUCUGUGAUAUUUUUUUUGUUUUGUUAUUGUUUGUUAUCACAACUUACGGUGUUUUUCUGUGAUAUUUUUUUGUUUUGUUAUUGUUUGUUAUCACAACUUACGGUGUUUUUCUGUGAUAUUUUUUUUGUUUUGUUAUUGUUUGUUAUCACAACUUACGGUGUUUUUCUUUGA